Messenger RNA from Myiozetetes cayanensis, 539 nucleotides. RefSeq names its product class II histocompatibility antigen, B-L beta chain-like. The annotation marks the transcript as partial. The record is from RefSeq and is a predicted model, not a curated record. The transcript is spliced from 5 exons. NCBI's taxonomy places the organism in Eukaryota, Metazoa, Chordata, Aves, Passeriformes, Tyrannidae. Gene Ontology annotation, cellular component: MHC class II protein complex; membrane. Gene Ontology annotation, molecular function: MHC class II protein complex binding. Gene Ontology annotation, biological process: antigen processing and presentation of exogenous peptide antigen via MHC class II; positive regulation of T cell activation; immune response.
GGGUGUUCCAGGAGUUGAGAAACCAGGAGUGUCACUUCAUCAACGGCACCGAGCAGGUGAGGUUUGUGGAGAGGAAAAUCUACAACCGGCAGCAGUACGUGCACUUCGACAGCGAUGUGGGGGUCUUUGUAGGGGACACCCCGUUUGGGGAGGUCCAGGCCAGGCACUGGAACAGCCAACAGGACGUGUCCACCCCGUUCCUUGUGAACCGCAGAGUACCCCCCAGCAUGUCCAUCUCGCUGGUGAGGUGGUUCCAGGAUGGGCAGGAGCUGCCGGAGCACGUGGUGGCCACCGACGUGGUCCCCAACGGGGACUGGACCUACCAGGUGCUGGUGAUGCUGGAAAUCCCCCCCCGGCGCGGGGUCACCUACACCUGCCAGGUGGAGCACAUCAGCCUGGAGCACCCCCUCAGCCGGCACUGGGAGAUGCCACAGGACACCGUGCACAGCAAGAUCCUGGUGGGGGUCGGGGGCUUCGUGUUGGGUUUCGUCUUCCUGGUGGUGGGGCUUGGCUUCUACCUGCGGGAGAAGAGCUCCUGA